Molecule: messenger RNA, 1546 nt
Organism: Momordica charantia (bitter melon)
Lineage: Eukaryota; Viridiplantae; Streptophyta; Magnoliopsida; Cucurbitales; Cucurbitaceae
Product: Isochorismatase family protein
Source: RefSeq, a predicted model, not a curated record
CAUUUUUCAAGGAAUUCUGCGUCCAUAGAAACGUCGCUUUACCACACCCAAUUCAUUGUUUCGCUGUUCCACAAAAUUGAAUAAUCUUUGAUUCUCUGUUGGCCAUGGCGAAUCAGUGGAACCACACUGCUCUUCUCGUCAUUGACAUGCAGAGAGAUUUCUUUGACGAACGGUCUGUCAUAGCUAUACCAGGAGCCUAUGCUAUAGUUCCGAGCGUGGUAGAUGCAGUCGAAAUUGCUAGGAAGCGGAGAAUGCUCAUUGUUUGGGUUGUACGGGAGCACGACCCUGAAGGACGAGAUGUCGAACGCUUUCGUCGCCAUUUCUAUGGCAGUGGGAAGCAGAAUCCGGUUGCGAAGGGAAGCAGAGGGGCAGAGUUAGUAGAUGGCCUUGAAAUCAAAGAAGGAGAAUACAAGUUGGUUAAAACCAGGUUCAGUGCCUUCUUUAACACAAACUUGCAUUCACUUCUGCAGAGGGAGGGUAUUAACAAUCUGGUUGUCGCGGGUGUUCAAACCCCGAACUGUAUUAGGCAGACUGUUUUUGAUGCUGUAGCGUUGGAUUACCAUUCUAUCACCCUUCUUCAUGAUGCAACAGCAGCCGCUACGCCUAAAACUCAUCAUGACAAUAUUGCUGACAUGGAAAAUGUGGGAGUUGUGGCCAAACGAGUCGACCAAUGGGGCGAGUCUGAUGAUUGAACCAUCUAACAUUGGAAAUGAAGUUACCAUUCCUAUGUAGAUCUUGGUGUUGCUGGUAAUUGAUAUUUUGUUGUGCUGAUGUGUAGUUGAGUUGGAGUUUUUUCUUUUUUAGUAUUACAGUAUCGAGAUUUCAUUGCCAAGAUUUUGGCUACCUGUCCGUGUGGGAAUCUCAAGUCCUCUUUGAGCCGGAAAUCUUUCCUAGCCUCAUCUUGUUAUCCCUUACUCGUUUUUGGGUUGGGUUUCUGGGCACCUUUUCUCUCUCCUUACCCGUGCUGUUCAUUUCGAAUUUUGUUUUGCUUUGCUGAAAAGAGAUACCUCCCUUUGUGUUGAUCUGAUGACCUUCACUCUUUUUGUACCAAGCCAAAUUCUUCUUGAAUAAUGACUAUCUUCUUUUCAGGAACUUCAUAGUACACUGCAAUAAAUCACUGUUGGAUCUCAACCCGCUCAAUAUUACACGUCCAUCUUUUCUUAUUAGUAUUUUGAUAUCUCGAUACGUUGAUAUCGAAAUUAUCUUAACAACCCCAUCUUCUAUUGCUCUUUUUCCUAGGAAAUUUGGUUUUCUUUCUCUGCAAUCUGCAUGAUGAAAGACAGCCACAUCCUUUCAUUGUAUACAAGGGUCUUCUACUGUUGCUUAGAAACGAAAAAGAAGCCUUACACAAAUCAGACUCUCCAAAACAGAGAGCCAAUGGUGGUUGGAAGAAGUUGUGAUCAUGGUAAAUUAUUAAGUGAAAUUUCAUAUUUAUUCUUAGCCAUCAUGUGUGUUACUUUCCCCCUACAAAAUUUUCAAGAAAGUGUGAGAUGAUAAUGAAUUAUUGAUAACUUAGUGAAGUUACAUUGAUUUAAUGUUUUUAUUU